Molecule: messenger RNA, 2633 nt
Organism: Sorghum bicolor (sorghum)
Lineage: Eukaryota; Viridiplantae; Streptophyta; Magnoliopsida; Poales; Poaceae
Exons: 7
Coding region: 320-2368 (682 amino acids)
Biological process (GO): regulation of DNA-templated transcription
Molecular function (GO): DNA binding
Source: RefSeq, a predicted model, not a curated record
GGGAGAGAGAGAGGGGUAAUACAGCUUCAUGUGAAAGAUGACAAGAAUCCCAGCAUAAAAUAAUCUCCCAAACUUUGCUAUAAAGACACAGCCCCUCCCCUCCUCCUUUCCCUCCCUCUCUCCUUCCUCAUGCGUCUGCCAUUAGUCCCCAAGGUUGUGUACAUUAUUUGUAGUUGAUCAUUCAUUCAUAGAGAGCUAGUUGAGCAGGCUUGGUUGGCUGUCCACGAUUUUUGCUUCGGAUAGCAUUGCUGCCAGGCGACUGCAAAGCUCCAAGCACACUUUUGCUGUGAGAAUUUUGAGAGGAAGGGCAGAGGGAGCAAUGGCGCCAGUCAGUUUGCCUCCUGGUUUCAGGUUCCACCCCACUGACGAGGAACUCAUCAUCUACUACCUUAAGAGGAAGAUCAACGGGAGACAGAUAGAGCUCGAAAUCAUUCCUGAGGUUGAUCUCUACAAGUGUGAGCCCUGGGAUUUGCCAGAAAAAUCCUUUCUUCCAAGCAAAGACCUUGAAUGGUAUUUCUUCAGCCCUCGGGACCGCAAGUACCCAAAUGGAUCAAGGACAAACCGUGCAACAAAAUCUGGGUACUGGAAGGCAACUGGGAAGGACAGAAAGGUGAACUCGCACAGGCGUGCAGUUGGUAUGAAGAAGACCUUGGUGUACUAUCGGGGCCGAGCUCCACAUGGUUCUCGCACUGAUUGGGUCAUGCAUGAGUACCGCCUCGACGAGAGGGAAUGCGAGACUGACACUGGCUUACAGGACGCGUAUGCAUUAUGCCGAGUUUUUAAGAAGACAGCGCCUGGGCCAAAAAUCAUAGAGCAUUAUGGUGCAGUGCACCACCCCAUCGAGCAACCUCAGUGGAUGGCAAGCAGUGUUGACCGCUCCCCAACGCUGGACUUGUCCAGUGAUGUUAGAGGUGAUGAUUUCGAGAGCAGCAGUUUCUCAUUCCCGACUGAGGCGCCGAUGGACUCCAUGCAUGGUGGGUUCGGGAUGCAGAUGAGUGCACCUCACGAGGAUGGCAAAUGGAUGCAGUUCCUGAGCGAAGACGCCUUUAACGCCACCAAUCCUUUCUUCAUGAAUCCAGCUUCUUCCAGCUUCUCAUGUCUCCCAUCCAAGGUGGAUGUUGCACUGGAGUGUGCAAGGCUUCAGCACAGGCUCUCAUUACCUCCCCUGGAGGUGGAGGACUUCCCACAGGACGUCAGCCUCGACACAAAGACGAGCGUGCUCCGCAGCAACCCCAACGAGGUUGACAUCCUUCAAGAGUUCCUCUCCGUGGCUUCGGCCUCUCAGGAGCUAAUCAACGGCACCAGCAGCAGCUACGCUGCAGAAAUGUGGCCAGGCGCUGGCCCAAGCAGCACCAGCACCCACUACAUCAAUGAACUAUCUUCCCUCGUUGAGCUUGGGGUGAAGGCAAAAGAGGAGGCAGACAAUUUCUACCAUAUGGACUGCAUUGGCACAUCUGUAGGAUUCGCAUCAAAGCCGGUCCAUGUCGAUGAACCGGUUAGGUUGGUUGAGAUUGCUGACAUGGAGGAGUUCAAGGAAGAGAAGAGGCAAGUAGAGAACCUUAGAGGAGUGAGGCUUCACAACAAUGACCUAGGAGAGAUUGUUGUAGAAGGAGAUGAAAGCAAUCCAACGGACUGCAUCACACAAUACCCCAUAUCAGACGCUGCUGACAAUUCAGGAGAAGCCGGUCACCUGACCGAUCCCACUAACGCCGGCGGCCUAGACACUACACCCAUCUUCUCGCAAUCUCAACCUGACGACUUUGCUAUUGGGUUCAGUGACGACGUCAACCCUAAUGCAUCUUUCGACCUGUAUGAGAAGGUUGACGUCAAACAUGGGCUCUUCGUCUCAACAGUCGGUGCACCGAAGACAUUCUUCCACCACGUUGAGCCAUCGAAGAAGGUCAGCUUCCACCUGAAUCCCGUAGCAAGCGACGUCAGCAAGGCGAUCGAGAAGUUCCAUUUCCCCAUUAGUGUGACAACCAAAGUUAGUGGCAGCAGCAUUUCCAUUUUUAGCAAGUUGAAGGCGCUCAUCAGGGACAAAUUCCUGGUGAAGAAGCUGCCUUCAUUAUCAUACCAAAGAUCCUUAAGCAGCAAAGAAACAGCGGCAGCGAGUGAGCUGCUGCAGAUAGUGUCGUCGCUCCUCUUAACACCAAUGGAAGUCACAGGCCCCACGACGAUGACUACCGAGCAAGAGUUGGUCAAGAAGGCGAAGAAGGUGAUGAAGCCGGGGCCCGGUUGUGAUGGAAGCCAUGCAUGGCUUCUUCCAUUCUCCAAGAGGAGCAAAGGCAUUUCCAGCAUGUUUUUUAGUGGGAAAUGGGCGUUUCUGACAUCCGCAUUGGCCAUCCGCACUCCAGGGUGCAAUCACUGAAAGGUCUCUCUGAUCAUGACUCAUGUAAAAAGUACGGCUCGAAUUAUGCUCCUAGGGGACUCGUAUCGGGUGCCUUUCUGCUGCAUGGAGAAGCAUAGUCUUUCGUGCAUCAGUCAGUUAAUUAACUGGUGUAUAACUGGAGAAAUGUAAUAAUCCGUAUUUAAUUUUUUAUUUGUUCGUGUAUUAACACGUCUGAAGUCUAACCCCUGUUGUACCUCCAAACAUUGUUCAUGAAUUGUAAGUGCAAAUACACAUGUUUAAUUUA